Pelecanus crispus (Dalmatian pelican) is the source of this 258-nucleotide messenger RNA. The record is from RefSeq and is a predicted model, not a curated record. NCBI's taxonomy places the organism in Eukaryota, Metazoa, Chordata, Aves, Pelecaniformes, Pelecanidae.
CGCUCGGGCCGGCAGUGGUACGUGGCACUCAACAAGCGGGGCAAAGCCAAGCGGGGCUGCAGCCCCCGCGCCCGGCCCCAGCACGUCUCCACGCACUUCCUCCCCCGCUUUCGGCAGCCCCAGCCCCCCGAGCUCGCCUUCACCGUCACCCUCCCUGAGAAGAAGCCCCCGCCACCGCCGAAACCGAAGGUUGCCCCGUCCCCACCUCGGAAAAACCCCGGCCCUGUCAAGUACCGGCUGAAGUUUCGGUUCGGGUAG